GCUUCCGCUUCCUGGUAGCGUCACAGUGAGAUAUUAGACAGAAAAACCACAGCAGAGUCUUUCCAAACUGCUUUAACGCUUCUUUUGCAGAUGUUGCCGAUCGAAGGGUUGGAUGUCCAGACUGGAUGAACAAGGCAAGUGGAGGAAACAUUGGUUUGUUCUUGGUGACACUUCACUGAGAUACUACAGAGACUCGGAGGCUGAAGAGUCAGACGAUUUGGACGGAGAGAUUGAUCUGACGUCCUGCGUGAAAGUGUCUGAUUGUGACGUGGACAAGAACUACGGACUGCAGAUACAAACAAAAAGAGCAGAGUUCACUCUGUCUGCCGUGACAUCAAGGAUCCGUCGAAACUGGGUGAAGUUGCUGAAGCAGGCGAUCCAGGACAUCCCGCACCAAUCAGAUUCCAGCAGCGAGAAAGAGAACCCCAUCUCCUGCAGGCCGUCGUCAUGCCAACCGCCUGCUCGGUUCACCUGCAGGGACUCCGGCGAUGAACCUGCCACUUGCGGCAGUGCAAACUCGGACCGGGAGGACCGCCGCCGCCACCGCCGCCGGCCUGUAGACUCGUCUCCGGCCGGUCGCAGGGAAGAAGCGAAGGGCUGGGACCGCGAGCAAGCCAAGCGACUGGAGGAGAGGAACCGGUGGUUUGAGGAGGGAGCCCCUCCCGGCGAGAUGGGCAGCAGGUGGGACUCCAUGGACCUGAAGAGGGGCGGCGUUCCUGUUCCUGCCGCCGAAACCACGGACUCUGAGGUCAACAGGAAGUGGACAGAAUUUGAGACGCUGUCAUUUGAGGACGUGACUGCGCAGUCGCUCAUUGGAGCCCAAGCGUAUCAGUCCACCCCCCAACAUUAUCACCCGAACCCCAGAGAGCCCAAACAAUCUGUUGCUGGUUCCCAGACUAUCACAUCUGGGUCUGAGGAGGCUCCUCUCCCGGUGAACGGCGCUGAAACCGUCCGAACCAACACCGCUGAAGCUCUUCACAAAGAGGCGGCCUCUCUUCGAAAGCAGGUGGAGAGCCUCAGGAGGGGGCGGGCGGCCCUGGGGACGGAGGUGGACAGCCCCUGCGGCCCCGGGGCCCCCUGCAGGACCAGGCUGGAAGCCAUGGAGGUGUCCCACCGCCGGGAGCUGCAGGAGCUGCAGGAGAAACAUGCCAGGGAGAUACGGGAGCUGCUGGAGGAGAAGGACCGGAGGGUGCAGGAGGAGGGCGAAGCCACUGCUAAGGCAGUGGAGGCGCUGAGAGCAGCUCACAGGGAGGAGCUGGAGAACGCCAGGAGGCUGUGUGGAGGAGCAGCACACAUGCCUCAGGCGGACGUCCUGCACGGCGAACUGAAUGUGCUGUCGCAGCGCUACUCCCAGACCUGCCUGGAUCUGAGCCGCGUCGAGCAAAGCGGCAGGAGCAGGGAGGGCGAGCUGAGCCGCAAGCAGGGAGAGCUGGAGCAGCUGCAGAGGGAGAACCAGGAACUUAAAAACAAACUGGCGGAGGAGAUAAGUCGAAUGCGUUACUUCAUCACAGGUCAGAGGUCGGAUGUGGUAUCCCUUGGCAACACGGAUCGUACACCGUCAGAGUUAGAGAUGCUGUUAAGGGCAAAGGAGAAUGAAGUGGAGUAUCUUAAAAAAGAAAUGAGCUGUCUACAAAAUGAAGUGCAAUCUCUUACCAAGGAGAAAGAAGAGGCAUACCAGCGUUUUAAGGAGGCGUACGUAGAGCUGAGCAACACGAGGGGUCGGAGCCAGCUGGAGAUGAGCUCCCUCAAUGAACACCUGAGACUGGCCAACGCUGCUCUCCAGGAGGAAGCAAGAAAAACCUGAUCAACCAGCAGAUAAAAAUACUUAAAUACUCCCUGAUAAACUGCCAGCCAAUAUAAAGCAUUAUUUAAAUGUAAUUAUACAAUAUAUUAAAUCGUAGUCAUUUGUUUUCAUGACUUGACUUCAGGCUGUUUAAAUUAAAUAAAGUUUUUUCCACACGUAAAA
This is a messenger RNA of Cololabis saira (Pacific saury), 1966 nucleotides long. RefSeq names its product TRIO and F-actin-binding protein-like. Gene Ontology annotation, biological process: actin filament organization; positive regulation of substrate adhesion-dependent cell spreading. The record is from RefSeq and is a predicted model, not a curated record. Gene Ontology annotation, cellular component: actin cytoskeleton. The transcript has 11 exons. Gene Ontology annotation, molecular function: actin filament binding. The coding region runs from base 113 to 1804 and encodes 563 amino acids. NCBI's taxonomy places the organism in Eukaryota, Metazoa, Chordata, Actinopteri, Beloniformes, Belonidae.